Chara braunii is the source of this 609-nucleotide messenger RNA. Lineage: Eukaryota; Viridiplantae; Streptophyta; Charophyceae; Charales; Characeae. The record is from the annotation of a GenBank genome assembly.
GGGUAGCGCCAGCCGUGUGGAUUGAUGAGGAAACGCAUAGAGGCGCAACUUUCUGGGUUAGCGAUGGAGAUGGUGGGGGAGCUACAACAUGGAGAAACACCUUUUGACACUGAUGACGACGUUUGGCAUGUAGAGGAUGGUGGGCAAGAUGAGGACGACAUGGUCAAAUACUUUGCAAAUCUUCAUGCGGUCUACGUGGAUGGAGAAACGUUUUUUGAUGACGACGUUUGGCAUGAAGAGGAGGGUGGGCAAGAUGAGGACGAUGUGGUCGAUCACUUUGCAAAUAUCAGCGCAGUCUAUGUGGAUGCGGUAAUCGAUGAUGGUGAGCAGGAUGAAGAAAACGUCGUUGGAUAUUAUGUAACUAACGCUGCAGUAUGUGAGGAGCACGGAAUUGGUGAGCAGGAUGAACGUGACGUCGUCGAUUACUAUGCAAUUAUCAGUCCAGCAUGUGAGGAGUGUGAAUCAGAAAGUGAUUAUCAGGGCGGCGAUUGAAAAUAUGCCCUUGGUGAUGCAGGUGGGUGGGACGUGGAGUCGGGGCUGAUGGAAACGGCGGCAGCAGUGGCGACGUCAAGUUGUCAACAGACCACACGAUAAAGAUUGCAAUAACGA